AUGUUUUCACUUACACAUUCGCAGAUGCCGACCCCACGUCAAGUCCAAUCGUAUACAGUUGUUGAUGAGCGCUCCCUGUUGAUACGAGGCAAAACAGGAUGUGACCCAAAGAAUUUAAUCCACUUUAUUUUUGGUUUCUGUCUUCUUCUCCCUCUUCUUCUUCCUCCUCCUCCUCUUCUUCUUCUUCUUCCUCCUCCUCUUCUUCUUCUCGGUCUUCUUCUUAUUGUUAUUAUUCUCGGUCUUCUUCUUUUCUUCCUUUUCUUGCUCUUCUUCUUCUCGGUCUUCUUCUUCUUCUUCUCGGUCUUCUUCUCUAUCUUCUUCCUCCUCCUCCUCUUCUCGGUCUUCUUCUUUUCUUCCUUUUCUUGCUCUUCUUCUUCUUCUCGGUCUUCUUCUUCUCGGCCGUCGUCUUCUUCCUCUUCUCGGUCUUCUUCUUUUCUUCCUCUUCCUCUUCUUCUCCUUCUUCUUCUCUUUCUUCUUCUCGGUCUUCUUCUUCCCUUCUUUUCUUCCUCUUCUUCCUCUUCUUCUUCUCCUACUUCUUGUCGGUCUUCUUUUCGGUCUUCUUCUUCUUCUUCUUCUUCAUCCCUUCUUUUCUUCUUCUUCUUCUGUCUUCUUCUUCUUUUUCUCAGUCUUCUUCUUCUUCGUCUUCUUCUUCUGCUCGGUCUUCUUCUUCUUCUUCUUCUUCUGUCUUCUUCUGUCUUCUUCUUCUUCUUCUUCUCGAUCCUCUUCUUCUUCGUAUUCUUCAAUGUUUUUUUCUCUUCACGAUCUGCUUUCUAUUUCUUUUUCUACUUCAUUCUUCUCUUUUCCUCUCAUUUUUCUCCUGGGCCUCUUCUCACCCUCUCCAAUCUAUAUUUAUUUUCUAUAAAUUUCCCUUGA
This is a messenger RNA of Acanthosepion pharaonis, 873 nucleotides long. The record is from the annotation of a GenBank genome assembly. Lineage: Eukaryota; Metazoa; Mollusca; Cephalopoda; Sepiida; Sepiidae.